AUGAGUCUCAAUCUACCAAUGCGACCCAGCACGAGCAGUCAGCGCAACCGCGACAGUCGAAAUAAUUACUUCAACAGCUAUACUCCGCCAAGUUCGACUGAAGCCAUCAAUGGACCUGUGAGGGAGUUGGUCAGAGAGCAAGCGCCUCUAAACGAUCGCUUGAUCGUGGGUGUUGAUUUCGGUACUACCUUCUCAGGUGUCGCUGCUGUCUACACUUCCACCCCUGAUGAUAUAGAAAUCAUCAAGACAUGGCCAGGCGGCAAUGGUAUCACCUCAGACAAAGUUCCGACUGAGAUCGCCUACGAUUUCCCACCCAAUGCACCUCAAGGCACAGAACCAACAGUGAAAUGGGGUUUCCAGUUCAAGCCUGAGGAGUCUCGUUUGCGCUGCAUCAAGCUCUUCCUAGAUCGUUCUCAAAAACUGCCCUUCUACGUUAGCCCUCUUGACACAGCAGCCCAACUGAAGCGUUUCAAUAAGAAUGUAGUCGAUGCUGUGAGCGAUUACCUGACACAGGUGUAUAAGCAUACUAUGGAUACGCUCACACGUCGGUAUGGAGAGUCGUUCAUGGCGUCGACCAAGGUUGAGUUUGUCUUGACGUGUCCAGCUGUUUGGAGUGAUGCGGCGAAGAACACGACCUUGCAAGCUGCUGAGAGGGCUGGGAUGGGAUCUAGAUCUGAGAUCCAAAUGAUCAGUGAGCCUGAAGCUGCGGCUGUGUAUACUCUCAAGGCAAUUCAGCCAAAUCAUCUGAAUGUGGGUGAUAACUUUAUUGUUUGUGAUGCUGGAGGUGGUACAGUUGAUUUGAUUGCAUACAAAAUUAUCUCUCUUAAACCACUCAGAGUCGAGGAGUCUGCAGUUGGAACAGGAGGGCUAUGCGGAAGUGCUUUCCUGAACUACCGUUUUGAAGAACAUGUCAGAGGUCGUCUUGGCCAGACUCGAUUUGAUGAGAUGAAGGCCAAGAAGGGCAAGACAUGGCAGAUGGGUCUUCGAUACUUUGAAGAAUUCGUUAAGAGAAACUUCAAUGAGGAUGAGCACCAGGAAGUCAACGUUCCCUUCCCUGGUCUUCCUGACGAUGAAGAAGCUGGGCUGGACUCGGGCUUCUUGGUCAUGACGGCAGAACAGGUCAAGGACAUCUUCGAGCCAGUAGUGAAAGAAGUGUGCGACCUAGUUCAAGGCCAAGUCUCAGGACUUCGAUCAAAGGGCGGUAUCGUCUCCGGCAUCGUCCUAGUAGGAGGAUUUGGUCAGAGCGAUUAUCUAUAUCGCCGUCUGAAGUCUCACUUUACCAGCGCUGCUCCACCGCCCUACAGCGAACGUCCCACGCAUGCUAAUGCCAACUCUACGCAGGAGUCGGGUUCUAUCGAAGUGAUGCAGCCCGUCUAUGCUUGGACGGCAGUUGUGCGUGGUGCGGUUCUGCGAGGAUUGGAAGGCAACAUGGUCAUCUCUCGUAAGUCGAGAAUGCACUACGGAACUUCAUAUGCUACUGUAUAUGACGAGGACAAGCAUUCGGUCAGUGAGCGAUACUGGUCUCCUCUAUGGGAACGAUGGAUGGUCUCUGACCGAAUGCAAUGGCACAUCGCCAAGGGCGAGGCUUUAUCACCACUUGCCCCUAUCGCAUUCCACUACACACGCAACUUCCGCCCUGGUCAAUCCCUCAUCGUCACAGACGACCUGAUAGCAUGCGACGCCGACGAGGCACCCGCAGCAUAUACGCGAGACCUAAAACACGUGUGUACUCUCACAACAGAUCUCAAUGCUGUCCCCAGGAGUCUGUUUACGAGGUUGACGACUACGAGGGGCGUUGAGUUUGAUAACUUGGACUUUACGCUGGAGAUGAGGGUCGAGAGUGCGGGACUGGGCUUCGAGUUGAAGGUUGAUGGGGUGAGAUAUGGAAGGGUUGAGGCGGAGUUUCAUUAA
Molecule: messenger RNA, 1911 nt
Organism: Fusarium coffeatum
Lineage: Eukaryota; Fungi; Ascomycota; Sordariomycetes; Hypocreales; Nectriaceae
Exons: 5
Coding region: 1-1911 (636 amino acids)
Molecular function (GO): ATP binding; ATP-dependent protein folding chaperone
Source: RefSeq, a predicted model, not a curated record